UGUAAAGGGGGCGUAUGUUAAGGCUACGUCAGCGUUGCCAGCGUGGAGCGACAUGACACCAGGAAGUAACACUAUUCAAUUGACUAUACAAAUAACGAAGAGAGAGGGUACCCGAGGAGGAUUUUUUGUGCCUUUUGGAUUUGCUUCCGUAAAAUUACACAGCACACGACGACACACAGGGGCACGGAGAGUCCCUGCGACUGAGUUUUCAACAUAGCAUGGAUAAGCUGCCCGUGAAGAUGAUGGAUCCUACACUUGCUGAGAUGGGAAACCAUCUCUCUGAUGCCAUGAAGGUUUUGGAAAGUGGAAAAUUGGAAUCUGAACAAGGCAAAGAAAGAAGAAAAUUGAGUUGGAAAGACAUUCCAGGACCCUUGCAAGGAGAUGGACAGGAUGUUGUCAGCAUACUCCAGCUUGUCCAGAACCUGAUGCAUGGAGAUGAUGACAAACUGGGUCAACGCAGGAUGCAGAACAUCGGAGAGCAGGGACACAUGGCUCUACUGGGACACAGUCUGGCCGCAUAUAUUUCUGUCCUGGAACGAGAAAGAUUGAGAAAGCUGACCACCCGAAUCCUUUCGGAUACCACUCUCUGGCUCUGCAGGCUUUUCAGAUAUGAAAAUGGCUCCGCAUACUAUCAUGAAGAUGACCGUGAGGGGCUGGUGAAGUUGUGUCGGCUAGUUAUUAAUACUCUUUAUGAGGACUAUGCUACAGAGGGCUUUACAAUGUUCAGCUCUAAACAUCCUGUGAUUUACCAAAGUGCUGCAUGCAGACCCGGCCUGGGACAACAUCUCUGCAGCCAGCUGGGACUGCCUCUGUCAUGUCUUUGUAUUGUGCCCUGUAACACCAUGUUUGGCUCCUUGCACCAAAUGGAUGUUGCAUUGCUUGACAAGCUCAUCAGAGAUGAUCGUGAAUCAGGGAAGGUUCCACUGCUGUUGAUAGCUAAUGCUGGAACGCCAGGUGCAGGUCACACAGACAAACUCAGUCGUCUGAAAGAGCUCUGUGUUCAGUGCAACAUGUGGCUCCAUGUGGAGGGGGUGAAUUUGGCAACACUUGCUCUUGGUCAGGUCUCUUCUGCUGUGACGGCAGCCACCAAGUGUGAUAGUAUGACUUUAACUCCGGGCCCAUGGUUGGGCCUGCCAGCUGUGCCUGCUGUCACUCUUUACAGACAUGAGGAUCCGGCCCUGUCUCUUGCAGCAGGUCUGACCUCCAGCCAGCCAGUGGAGAAGCUUCGGGCUUUGCCUCUCUGGCUGUCCCUUCAGUACCUUGGGCAUGAUGGGAUUUUACAGAGGAUUAAGCAUGCCUCUCAGCUAAGUCAACAGCUGUUGGAGCAUUUGAAGACACUGGCUUCAAUAAAAACCUCGGAUGUGGUGUCUCAUUCCCGGGUCCCUCCCAUCUCCGGGGGCUCGCUGCGGGACGUGCUGGGCUCUCUUAUACUCUCUAUUGUGGAGGAUGAACUGAAUUCUCCUGUGGUGGUGUUCAGGUUUUCACAAGACAGCACUCCCUCAAGUGGUAGCUCAGUGGAAGGAUUUUUUGCAAGGGAAAGGGAUGUCCUUGAUGUCUUUAACAGAUGGUUGGGUGAACAGUUGGCGCAGCAGGUUCCCUUAAGUGGUGUCGAUGUGGUUGAGCUGGAAGAUGAGGGCACAUGUGUUCGUUUCAGCCCCCUCAUGACCGCUGCAGCUCUGGGCACUCAGGAGAAUGAUGUGGCUUCACUGGUGGAAAAGCUGGGAGAGAUGAUUCCAGUGCUGAGCUGCACCCUACGCUACAGACAGGACUUCAAAGAUGAGGUUCUACAACAAGCUUCACUCUCGUACAUUGAGGACCUGAGCUGGCCUGGUCUCGGAGGUGUGAGGUAUGAGCCCAGAACCACAGACCUGGAUGAAAACAAGAGAGAACAUAGUGUGGAGAAGAUCAACAGUGACUUGCUUAAGAAGCUGAUGGAGCUGGACACUGACCUAUACUUCUCUGGUGGUCCUGAGUUUUGUGAGGAGAAAAAUUGCAUAUUUAUUGGAAUGGCAACAGAAGACCUGGAUGUGACAGAGUUGGUGGAAACUAUAGUAUCGAUUGGAAGAGAGAUUGAGGAAAGUGGAAAGUUGUUUGAGAACAUGACGGAGGUAGUGAGAAGAGGCAUCCAGGAAGCUGAGCUGCAGCUUCAGAAGGCAAAUGAAGAGAAACUUAUGGAAGAGGGAGUACUUCGACAGAUCCCCCUGGUGGGCCCUGUGCUUAACUGGUUCUCCCCGGUUCAGGCCUCUGUCAAAGGAAGAACUUUCAACCUAGCUGAAGGUUGUCUGGACAGCACAGAGCCUGUGUAUUCUGUAAAAGCCCAGAUGAAUAAAGAAGCUUCCCUCGAUUCCCCCAAGUCCAUCACCAAACGGUUUCCAGGUCAAAAACUCUUCCGGCGGCACGGAGCAGGCUCAGACUCUGUCAGCGAUACCAGUUCUUUCAGCCAGCUCGAAGAAUCGUUCAGGGAAACAGCACAUGUGCAGUCCAAUAAUGCAGAUGAGGCAGAGGUCCCUGAGGAGCGUCAUGUACACUUAGUGGAGGGAAUGGCUUUGUCAGACCAGCGUGUACCAGAGGGCCAAGAGACAGAGAGUGUAGACACCCUUAGAUAAGACCACUCCUAAAUGGAUGUCCAGAGGUUGGCUUUGUGUUAUGGAGGAAUUUUGCGUCCAUGACCUUGAUGCCUUGAGCAAACCACUCUUGAAAUUAAGAAAAGAAGCAGCUUUAAAUGCAAAUAACAAAACACUGGAAUUUCAUGGAAAUAAUGUCUGAAAAUGCAUCCAUUUUUCUUAAUUAUUUUAUAAUCAGUUGCACAUUUUUUGGUUAAUCAUAUAAUAUUGGGUCUUUAUGUGCACUGCAAGUAUAUCCUUUCAUUAUGGGUGACAUAGUCGUUACCUUUUGGUUUUGGAUGUUUGUCUUUGUCAUCUAUAGGCCUGUCUGACAGGUUUUUCUGAUCCAUUUCCACACAUUAUUUACACAACACAAGGGCUAUUGUGGCUCUACCGCCAUGUAUAUUAAUUUCAAAAUAUCUUGUUUGCCAAAAGCUGGUCUUUCUUUGUGUAUUCUCCCUAAGUUUCACUCAGCUGUCUCUAAUCAAAAAAUAGCCUUAUUGCACUUUCAUGUACAGAAAGGUCACACUUUAAUCAGAACAGCAAAAUAUUUAUUUAUCCUAUAAAUAAUUUUAUUAGAGGACGUUAGGCUAUUUAGAAUUAAGUAACAUUUGCUAUGUGUCUAAAAUAAGUUUCAAACCAAACCGAUAUCCAUCCAGAACUUUUGGCUUUUCCAAUAGUUAAAUGAUUAUUAUACUGUUCUCACUGUGAAGUUUCAAAGAAGUGUCUUUGAGUAAAUGUUACAUUUUUGGAUGUGUAUGAAGGCUAAAUAUAAUGUACUGAAAUUAA
Messenger RNA from Carassius carassius (crucian carp), 3392 nucleotides. Its product is annotated as pyridoxal-dependent decarboxylase domain-containing protein 1-like. The record is from RefSeq and is a predicted model, not a curated record. Lineage: Eukaryota; Metazoa; Chordata; Actinopteri; Cypriniformes; Cyprinidae. Gene Ontology annotation, biological process: carboxylic acid metabolic process. Gene Ontology annotation, cellular component: intracellular membrane-bounded organelle. Gene Ontology annotation, molecular function: carbon-carbon lyase activity; pyridoxal phosphate binding. Bases 219 to 2606 code for a protein of 795 amino acids. The transcript has 24 exons.